Molecule: messenger RNA, 420 nt
Organism: Naegleria fowleri
Lineage: Eukaryota; Heterolobosea; Eutetramitea; Acrasida; Naegleriidae
Exons: 1
Coding region: 1-420 (139 amino acids)
Source: RefSeq, a predicted model, not a curated record
AUGCGCCUCUUUCCCAAUCAAGAUAUUCUUCAAGUAUUGAUGGAAUUUACACGAGUGAACAAGUUGAGAGCUGUCACAGUUCAAGCUGUAGUGGGUUCUGUUCGCAAAGCAGUGAUGCGAUUAGCAAAUAGAGACUUUUCAACAUCAUUCGAAAAGGGUCCCUAUGAAAUUGUAAGCUUGAGCGGAACGAUAUCGGCCAACUACAAUUCAACAACAAACGAUUAUUCGGAUAUUAUUCCACAUAUCCACAUGUCCAUUUCUGAUGGAUUUACUGGAAGUACUUUUGGUGGACACAUGGUGGAAGGCUGCAUGGUUUACACCACAGUUGAAAUUGUGUUAAAUGAGCUGACAGACGUUUACUUUGAAAGAAAGCUAGAUCCAGAAACUGGAUAUGACGAAUUGGUCAUCAUUCCCAAAUAA